UUUUCGCUGUACGGUAAUUUGCGUUCUCUAUUUUCUGUCAUUGGAAUAUCGAAUGGCAAAUUAAAGCAGUUGAGUAUUAGAAACACCUUGAGCAAAUUCCAUUGUGUUGUAAUUGCGCGGAUAAAUAUUAAACAGCAAGCGCGAGCGCAUCCUUAGGGUGGAAACAGAGAACGCUAUGCAAGACAGAGAGAGAGAGAGAAAGGACUUUAAGCUCAGAAACAACAUCACCCCAUUUACCACCCCCUGCAGUCCAGCCUCUUCGCUAUGCGAUAAUAUCAAAGCGCUUUUACUCGCGCACAUCUCACAUUUCGAGAGAAAAAUCAAAACAAAGACGAAAAGCAUAAAACCGUAAAACUUUGCAGAUUUCAUAUUAAUGGGAUUCGCGCACACGAGUUUCGCUUGGGAUUCGUUCAGAAAGAGCAAGUCCUUUGUGGCAAAUGGCUGUGUUCUCUGUUUUGUUCAUGCAUAAAUCUACAAGCAAAUAAUCAGCAAGCGCUUAAAUAUUCUUGUUUGUUUUUUUUACUACAAAUUUAGAAUUGCGCUUUAAAUGCACUACAGUGUUAAAUACGUCGUUUUAUUUUGGCGCUGUGUCUAAAGUUAAUUGCUAAUCUAAAUGUGUUAAGAAAUUCAAGAAAUACAAAUUUAAAAAUCAUAAUAAAAACGAACAAUUUGUAAUUGAACAAAAGCAAAAGUGUUUUUCCUGCGGGUUGCACUUAACAGAGCGGGCGUGUUGUGAAUGUGGCAAAGACGCAAUAGAACGCUUUUAAAGUGAGCAAAAAAGCUACUAAGUAAUCCGCGUGAAAUUUUGUGUAAUUUUUCUGGCACUUUACAAAUAAACUGCAGGGAAAAAGUUCAACAACAUAUCUAUUUUGAGAAAGUGAUUAAGCAAAACGGAGAAAACUUGCAUAUUACAGGUGAUAUUUAAAGGCAUAGAAAAAUUUAGCUCAUCAGCACCAAUCUACUAAGAAAUUUACAUUAACAUCUUUUAUCAAAAAAAGUAAUAUUAAUAGAAUCCAGAAAACGACCCCACCAAAAUUUUUGUAAUAACCUAAUGAUAUAGAAAAAUCAAAAAAAAAAGGAUUUUACAAUUACAAAACUGUAGAAAACUAUAUAGUAGUUAUCUUUUGCUGUGGCACGAAAUACCCCCAUUUAUAUACCAGCAGUAGUACUUUUUACUCUCAUCUACCCGCACACAAAAUCAUACUCGUAGCCAUACUUGAACUUCGUUUGGAGUCUCAAGCACCAGCAUACCACCAUUAGUACAAACCACUCCAAUUUGGCCGCCCUAAAAUUGACAUCUCCACUCUGUCCCUCCCCGUCACCAGCAACAAUCAACCGUAAUUCGUGUCUACUUGCUCGCAGCGCAUCCGUUGGAACUGAGCUGACUCUCUCACAAUACACAUUGCUUGACUGCUUGCCUGCACGUUUGUCGGCAAUUUCCGCAAAUUCUGUCAAAUCCUGUCAAUUUUACUUAAUUUUCGGUCAACCUGAGUUCAAAGGGGAAAAAGAAAAUUUCACCGAUGUUAUGUUGUGGAUUUUGCUGCGGCAAUAUGUCGAAACGUGAUUAUAAGGUGGCCACAACGGAUGGCAUUGAACUGGAGCCAUUGGGAGGCGAAAAAAUUGAUAAGGAAAAGGAAAAGGAUAAGGAAAAGCAAACGAAUGGCGUGACUUUCGGUGGCGAAUCGAGUGGUCGACAGACGCGUCAAGGAGUCGCUGUAUGCUCCCAGCGGCGCGCGCUACUGGUUGCUGGUAUCGUUUUGGGCUCGCUGCUGCUCACCGCGUUAAUAAUAGCCUAUGCUGGACCACAAAAUGAUUGUUCGUGCGCCGGCAAAUUGGCCCCUGGGUUCGAAACGGAUGAAGAGAACGACACACAGCCCUUCAAUCCGAUUGCGACGAAUGGCGAGCCCUAUCCAUGGCUGGAAUUGGCACUGCCAACGAGUGCGCGUCCUCUGCGUUACAUGGUCACAAUACAUCCCAAUCUGACGACGUUGGAUGUCAAGGGUCAAGUGACAAUUGAUCUUUUCAUGGAGAAGGAGACGCAUUUCAUAGUGUUGCACAUACAGGACUUGAAUGUCACCGAUAGGGCGAUUGUGACGUCAGGCAAUAAAGGUUAUGCCAUUAAAAUUGUCAAAGUGUUGGAGUAUCCACCACGUCAGCAACUAUACAUCGAAGUGAAGGAGAAACUGAAGAAAAAAUUAAAUUACACGCUCAAUUUGCGUUGGUAUUCGAAAUUAAGUCCGGAGCCGGAAGGUUUUUAUGUGGAUCAAUAUGAAAGUUCAAAUGGGCUCGAACGCUUACUAGCAGCUACAGUAUUUCGGCCGAAUAGCGCGCGUCGCGCUUUCCCUUGCUUUGAUGAGCCGCAAAUCCGCGCGCCCUUUCGUAUUUCCGUUUUUCGUGAUCGCUUCCACAUUGGUCUUUCCAAUUCGAUUGUGCACACCACAGAAGAUGUUGGCUUCUACAUGGGCACGGGCUUGUUACGUGAUGACUUCAUUGAGACGCCACCACUUCCCGCCGAUGCAGUCGCUUGGGUGGUGAGCGACUUCCAGCGCGAAUCGUUGCAGCCUUCGCCAGCCUAUUUGCCCACCACACCCGCGCCGCCUGGUACUGGGUUGAAAAAGUCUACGCAGCUGAAUAAUUACACCCAGUUGAGGGAAAAGAAACCACCAGUGCGCAAUAUCACCGCGCUAACCCAUUCAUUGAACAUUAAUCUGAUGAAGAAUGCCACCACAACGACAAUUGCGCCCACUGCCGAAACGAAUGGCAAGAAUUUCACAUCGUUGAGCCAGUCGACGGGUUCGCUUAUCAAGCGCGCACCCUCCUACACCUUCUAUGCGCCACGUGAUCUACUGCCACGCUCAUCUUUUAUACUACACACAGCACGUGACGUAUUGGAGCAUCUUCAGACCUGGUUAGACAUAUUAUAUCCGCUAACGAAGGUCGACUUCGUGGCGUUGCCCUCUCUUGAUCGCAACAUUAUCUCCUCGUUGGGCUUGGUUACAUUGAAGACCGCUUUUCUAACAGAUCCUGACUCCAUUACAACAGAAGAAUAUCAGAAGAGCGCUUUGCAAGUGGCUGAGGCCAUGGUGCGACAAUUCUUUGGUGGUAUUACAUCAAGAAAGGUGCUGAAGGAUGUCUGGCUAUGGGAGGGACUCAUCAAGUAUUUGGGCAUACAUUCGCUUUCACCGCAAAAAACCAAUUGGCCGUUGAAGGAAAUGUAUUUGCUAAAGAUGGCAACAGCGGCUUUAGAUAUUGAUGCCAUACAGGGUUGGGACAGCAUUAUGAAUGGAACCAAGCAUGAUGGAAACAAUGAAGAGUUCUUCAUACAAAAGACCGCUGCCAUAUUUUCAAUGUUACACACCGCCAUUGGAGAAGACCGUUUUCGGGGUUGUCUCGGUGCUUUUCUAAAAAUAAAUCGUUUUAAAACUGCCGAACCCACAGAUCUUUGGACAAUUUGCACAAAGAAAGCGAAUGGUUCCAAGAAUAUCAAAGACAUGAUGACUUUAUGGACACAUCAACCGGGCUUCCCUCUACUAACUGUUACCAAACUGGGCAACAGUGUAUCCAUAUCACAAAGACCUUUCAAGCCGGCUGAAUUUCUUGCCAUACACGAUGAGACUUAUGACGGCAACAACUACAACAAAACAGUGGUGAAUGUCACCCAGGCGCCGAGCACAGUGGCGCCAGCGACAACGGGUAAAAAUAAGCAGUCCUCACAUAUGAAAUGGAUAUUCCCAAUCACGUACAUAACCGACAUUAAUAAUGUCAGUGAAACGUUAUGGCUGCAAAAUAUUGAUGUCACCUUUAAUGUGCCGGAGAACGUAAAAUGGAUCAAGGUAAAUGCGCUGCAAUCAGGCUACUACCGCGUGUUGUAUAACGAUGAUAAUUGGGCCAACCUAAUUGAGGAACUCUCGAAUAGCCCCGACAAAUUUUCCAGUGAGGACCGCAUUGGUCUGCUGUCAGAUUCUUUUACACUGUGCCAUGCCAAUUUACUACCCUGUGAGAUCACCAUGAAUAUGAUACAAUAUUUACCCAGUGAAACGAAUUGGGGUCCAAUGGCAGUGGCGCUACGGCAUUUGGAAAAAUGGCGACGGAUACUGAAGUAUUCCGAAUGCUUCCUGAUGUUGUCUGAAUUUAUUAAAAUGAAAUUGGCCACCGUCAUUGAGAAAAUCGGUUGGAAUGAUGACGGCGACGAGGCUAAGAGACUCAUGAGACCCGAAGUACUCUUAAGUUCAGUGCUCUGGGAAGACAUCGAUAGCAUAACAAAGGCGAAAAAUAUGCUAAACCAAUUUCUUUAUUACAAUGGCACGGCGAUAUCGCCUAAUCUGAGAGAGGUGGUCUAUACCGGCUCCAUACUCUCCGGCGAGUACAUUUACUGGCAACACUGCUGGGAACGUUUCGUCACACUGCAACGCACAUCGGAGAGUUUCGUCGAGCGCAUGCAAUUAUUGCGAGCACUGGGCCGCACCAAAGACGCUUGGCUGCAAAAUCGCUUGCUCUCGCAUGUAACUAUGCUGCCAACCGUCGAAGUAGUGCAGGUGCUGCAGGCCAUUGCCGGCACACCGACGGGCGGCGCAAUGGCGUGCCGCUUUCUACAAGCCAAAUGGUUCGAGUUGGAAAUGCGUCUAGGCCAUGGAACGAUUAGUUUUGCUAAAGUGAUAUCAGCGAUAACACAAUACGGAGCGACGAAGUUCGAUUACGAUGAGCUUAAAUCGCUGGUGCAUCGCUUUGGACGCGGUCCCGGCAUGGAAGUGCUAAAUAUGACACUCAGUAGUGUGGCCUCCAAUGUGGAGUGGGUGGCGCGCUCUCAAACGUCGCUGUAUAAAUGGGUGGAGAGUAAUUUGCAUUCGCAUUGAUUCAGCAAAACAGCAACACACAAUAACAACAAAAUAUUAAGAUUUAUGAUUUAAAAGAUUUUCGUUCAGUUGUAGAGUUUCUCAUCAAACAAGACUACGUUCAAAAUCAUUGUAAAGGACAUACGCAACUAGCAAAUAUUCAUACAUACAUACAUAUGUAGGUAUUC
Messenger RNA from Anastrepha ludens (Mexican fruit fly), 5020 nucleotides. Its product is annotated as endoplasmic reticulum aminopeptidase 2. Gene Ontology annotation, biological process: peptide catabolic process; proteolysis. Lineage: Eukaryota; Metazoa; Arthropoda; Insecta; Diptera; Tephritidae. Gene Ontology annotation, cellular component: cytoplasm. Bases 1521 to 4853 code for a protein of 1110 amino acids. The record is from RefSeq and is a predicted model, not a curated record. Gene Ontology annotation, molecular function: peptide binding; metalloaminopeptidase activity; zinc ion binding. The transcript has 15 exons.